Messenger RNA from Zeugodacus cucurbitae (melon fly), 607 nucleotides. RefSeq names its product NADH dehydrogenase [ubiquinone] iron-sulfur protein 6, mitochondrial-like. The record is from RefSeq and is a predicted model, not a curated record. Lineage: Eukaryota; Metazoa; Arthropoda; Insecta; Diptera; Tephritidae. Gene Ontology annotation, biological process: mitochondrial electron transport, NADH to ubiquinone. The transcript is spliced from 3 exons. Bases 30 to 425 code for a protein of 131 amino acids.
UAGAUUUUGUUUUUAUUGGAAUUAAAAAAAUGUGGACGACUAAAUUUUUAAAAGAUGCUCUCAAACAUAAGAGAUUUGUAAAUUUUCAUUUGAUACGUUUGCGAAGUGAUCUAAAGGAAGUAUCACACACAGGACAAUUAUGGGCAGAGGAUGACUACCGAAAUGUACGUUUUAUGAACGCUAAACGUUGGGUAAACAAGAACUGGGGCGCCGUAUUCGCACAUGAAAUAGAAACUAUAAUAACGCCAGAACGUGUAGUACAUUGUGAUGGCGAUGGUGCACUGGGUCAUCCAAGGGUCUAUAUAUGUUUGGACAAACCUACCAAGCAUUGGUGUCAUUAUUGUUUGAAAUCAUUUGUAAAAACAGAAUUUGCGGAUGCUAUACUCGGAGAAGCGCAUAAAGUAAAAAGUGAAUUUAAGAAAUGAUUAAGAUACAAUAUUUCGUCAGACAUCUCAAAACACUAAAUCUAUUUGUGCCGACUAAUACCUCAGUAUAUACUAACACUGUGAUUUGUAUAAACAAAUCCACCUCGUUUAUAUUUGUUAUUACUAUUAAAACCAGAACUUAAUAUACACAUAUAUGUAAAUGCAAUAUUCUGCCUCAACGA